Messenger RNA from Daphnia pulex (common water flea), 1021 nucleotides. RefSeq lists its product as uncharacterized. The record is from RefSeq and is a predicted model, not a curated record. The coding region runs from base 34 to 858 and encodes 274 amino acids. The transcript has 3 exons. NCBI's taxonomy places the organism in Eukaryota, Metazoa, Arthropoda, Branchiopoda, Diplostraca, Daphniidae.
AGUCACUUCCUAGGAAUUUUCAACUACACAGGAAUGACGGGCGUCCGGAUCGGAUUGAUGCUGACGGUUGGCGUCUUAGUCUUCGCUUCCUUUUACGACUCGUGUCUAUCCGAUACACAAAUGGCAACCGAUCGAUUUGUUGACGAUCUUUCGAUAGUCGAAUUACCUGAAGCCGGAAUGAUGUACAGCGGAACGGGCCAUCAGCAGCAACCGGUCGAGCGGAAAUCUCGCCGGAUUAAGCGAUCCUCUUGGUCUUUGCCACCCAACACUAGCACCAGAUUCUUGUUCGAUCUCAUCAUGCCCAUCACCCCUCUCAACAACUCUUUCAGCUUUUUGACUUUCGAUUUGGUUUACCGCUUCGUUUUGCCCACCUACAAAGACCUCAACAACCUGUACAGCACGCUGGGCAGGCUGGAUACCAACAAUCUCGAGGGAGAAAUGGACGAAAGUCAAAUAGAUUUCGAAUUCUUCGAAGAACAAAGAGCCAAUCACGAAAGACGAUCUGUCUAUCAGCACGCUCAAGGCGUCUUUGAAAAUUUAGGAUUUGAUGGCCAGACAUGUUUACUUCGUGCUAUAUGUGAAAUGGCCGAAGCUCCGCUAGCCCAUCAUGGGCUUUUAGGCAAAAUCAUCGAUUUGAUAUUCACGCCAAGUGUGUUGAAAGUACCAAAAUCUAUGGAGCCUUACCUCAGUGGCAACCGGAUCCGAAGAGAUGCGACAAACAUUCCGGAAUUGGAAGUGCUCCAGAAACCGGUGGAAGAUGAUUACACUGACGCCUAUCGCGCCGGUAAAGAAGGAAAAUGCUGGACACGUUACUACACUUGCCCAGUAUCUAUUUUCAAACUUGUGAACAUGUUUUGAAAGGAACACCACACAGUAUUUAUGUUAAUUUUUGCCAAUCGACGUUACAAACAAAAUCAAAAACCAAAUCAAAAACAAAUCUAAAUCAAACAUUUUCAUGUUCCAAUUAUAAUGCUAAUGUCUAUUUAUUUCUUAAUAAUAUUAAUAAAGAAAUUUAAAACUA